AUGGCCUCGUCACUCGAUCGCCAGCAGCCUCCGCAGCAGCUGGCAGGCACAAAGCGCCCGCCUCCCAGCCAUCCCGAUCGCUACGACUACCCGCCCAUGCCCCACCACAUGGCCCACGACCCUUACCACAACGCCCCUCCAGGCUACCCCCCGCAGCCCAUGUACGGCCCCAGGGAGCAUGGACGCCCCGUCCACAUCCCCCUGCACCACCGGGCGCCCUCUCCGCCCCCGCCUCAGCAGCAGCAUCCGUCUGCCGCGCAGCACCGAGCAGAGCGGUCAGCCAUCCACAGCGUCAACAGCGCAUCCGCCAACGGCGGCAUGAUGGCCAUGCAGGCGCCGCCGCCCCAUUCUUCCCGCCAGCCCCUGCCCAACUAUGCCCAGCAUGGUCCGGGGCCGGCGUCCGGCCAGCGCUCGCCCUCCUGGCAGCAGCAGCAGCAGCAGCAGCAGCCUCUCUACGCGGGCCCCGCACAGCACCAGCAGCCGCUGCCUCCCCAUCUUCAGCAAGGUCCCUACCCUCCUCCUGGCCCACCUCCUUCGUCGUCUCACCAGCAACAGCACCGUCGUUCGCCCGGUCAGAUGGGCAGCUCGAUGUCGCUACCGCCGCCUCCGCCGCCGCACUCGUCGUCUCCCUCGAUGCCGCUGGCCGGCGGUCCCUCGUCGUCGGCCGCACCUUCGGCAGCACCUCCGACGGGCGGACCGGCCAUUUCCGAGGCACACGCUCGAUCGCUCGCCUCGCCGGCCGCAGCCAGCCGCAAGUCGCCUAAGCUGAGCGGCGCCACUGGCACCGGGUCUGGCAAGGGCUCCCGGGCGACCAAGGAGAAGAAGGAGGCUGCAGCUGCUGCCGCCGCCGCCGCAGGUGGUGCGGCGUCGUCUUCCAAGACCGCUGGCGCUUCUGCAGCGGGCACAGCUGGGUCUGCCGCCUCGACGCCUGCGAGCAAGAGGGCAGCGACCAAGGCCGAGAAGAACGCUGCGGCUGCUGCUACCGCCGCCGCCGCUGCUGCUGCCACUGCUGUAAACCCUGCCCAGCCACCGCAAGCAGACGGCGCAGCUGCUGCACCCGCGGCCACCGGCGCUCCUCCGGAGAGCAAGAAGGACAAGAAGCGCAAGGAGGUCAUCGAGCGGAUUCAUCGCAUCCACUUUGACAACAUCGAGAACCGCGAGCUACUGUACCAGGACGUCUACCAGGCGCUUACAUCGUCGUACAACACGCUGCUCUCGUCGCCCUCGCGCCUCCGCCAGUACACGCUCGAGCUGACCCGCCUCACGCUGCAGCGCGACGCGGCACUGCGCGAGUCGGCGCUGCUCCACGCGCACCAGCUCGAAUCCGCUCGCCUCGCCUACGAGAACGAGAAGCACAAGGUCGACGAAGAGGCGCGGCUGGCCAAGAAGGGCGCACGCGAGAAGCUGCUGGCCGUCGUCGAGCAGACCAAGAAACGCCUCCAGGAAGAAAAAGAGAGCGGCGACGUCGCCGUCGACGCCUUCUUUGACAGCACGCAGCGCCCGCACACGACGCGCAAGCUGCGCAACAAGGCCACGUCGUCGCGGCGAGGCGGCGCGGCCGUCGACGACGAGCCUCGCAACGCCACCGGAGGCCGACUGAGGUGGGACAUCGGCAAGAGCCUCAACCAGCUGACGCCUGCCAAGGACUACGAGAUCGAGUCGGAUCUGAUCAACAUCCGCAAGACGGGCGGCAAGCGCGCGCGGCGCAAGUAG
Molecule: messenger RNA, 1713 nt
Organism: Pseudozyma flocculosa PF-1
Lineage: Eukaryota; Fungi; Basidiomycota; Ustilaginomycetes; Ustilaginales; Ustilaginaceae
Exons: 4
Coding region: 1-1713 (570 amino acids)
Biological process (GO): negative regulation of transcription by RNA polymerase II
Cellular component (GO): Sin3-type complex
Molecular function (GO): histone deacetylase binding
Source: RefSeq, a predicted model, not a curated record